Messenger RNA from Momordica charantia (bitter melon), 1791 nucleotides. RefSeq names its product growth-regulating factor 6 (gene GRF6). Gene Ontology annotation, cellular component: nucleus. Gene Ontology annotation, molecular function: ATP binding. Gene Ontology annotation, biological process: developmental process; regulation of DNA-templated transcription; DNA-templated transcription. Lineage: Eukaryota; Viridiplantae; Streptophyta; Magnoliopsida; Cucurbitales; Cucurbitaceae. The record is from RefSeq and is a predicted model, not a curated record.
UAAAAGCUCAAACCGUACAAACAAUUUUAUUUUUUCCCUCUUCUCAGGCAUUGCCUUCUGACAUCAACUCUUUUGUGUCACAUUUUAUAAUAAAUUCGCUUAAAUCUGUAUUUACAUUGUUAUUUAUUUCCCCCUGCUUUAGUUUGUGGGUUUCUGUAGAGGUGUCAGAGACAAGAGCUGCAAAAAAAAAAGCCAGUCUCCCUCCACAACCAGAAGUUACAGAGAGAUGCAGUCAUAAUAUGAACACUUGAACAGACAAGAAGAGAGAGAGAAGAGAGAGAGGGGUGGGCAUGCGGCACCAUAAUCAGAACCAUUAGUUUGCUUAUCCAUUGCAGAAGAUUCUGCAACCCAAAUGGUCUCUGAAAUAAAUAUACAGUACCAGACUUACGCUAUACUCGGAGGGCUCUAGUAAUAACCUAAACAGAGGUUCCUCCCACUCCCCCGCCUGGUGUUUCAUCAUCUCCCUUGAGCUCUGUCUUGCUGUUGCUGCGCUUUGAGGUUCCUUUGGUGUUUUUCUUAACUGAUAAAUCCACUUGGUUUAUCCAUUUUAAGUAUGAGCGCCAGAAGUAUGUUUCCCUUCACCUCAGCCCAGUGGCAGGAGCUUGAACAUCAAGCUCUCAUCUUCAAAUACAUGGUUUCUGGCAUCCCUAUACCUCCUGAUCUCCUCUUCAGUAUUAAAAGAAGUACCUUGGACUCUUCUUUCACUUCUAAGCUCUUCCCCCACCACCCUCAGCAUGUUGGAUGGAACUAUUUACAGAUGAGUUUGGGGAGGAAAAUAGACCCGGAACCAGGCAGGUGCAGGAGAACUGAUGGGAAGAAAUGGAGAUGCUCAAAAGAGGCAUAUCCAGAUUCGAAAUACUGUGAGAGGCACAUGCACAGAGGGAAAAAUCGUUCAAGAAAGCCUGUGGAUGUUUUGAAAACAACAGCAACAAAUGACAUAAACCAUCUCUCAAAUCCAGCAUUUUCUUCCCUAACCAACAACUCAUCCAUGCUCUCCUAUAGGCCCUUCCCCGCUCAUCAAAUAUCUUUAACUCCUAAUGGAAAUGCCAUAUCAACCCAAGACACUAGUACCCUCCUGCUUCUGGAGUCUGGUUCUUACUCGGAUAGAAACCCAGAUUACAGAAGAAGUAGGUACACUUAUGGGCUAAGAGAGGAUGUAGAUGAGCAUGUUUUCUUCUCACAAGAGCCUUCUGAAACUACUUCGAGAACUGAUUUCUCUGCUUCAUCCAUGGCUGAUUCUCUGCAACUUACACCACUAUCAAUGAGUUGUUCUUCUCUAUACCCAAAACAGAACAACUGCUCCUCUUUGCAGAAUGAUCAGUCUUGCUAUCAGAUUCAUGAGAGCCUCACAGACCCUUUGAAGCAACAAAAGAGAGACGAAUCACAGAAGACAGUUCAUCGAUUCUUCGAUGAAUGGCCUCCAAAAGAAAGAGGAUCAUGGCUUGAUUUCGAUGAUAAAACGUCAAAUAAUGGCUCAGUUUCCACCACUCGGCUCUCAAUUUCCAUUCCCACCGCUUCCAACGACUUCCCCAUUUUCAGAUCCAAAAACCCAUAAUGCCAAAACUCCUUAACUUUUUUUUUUCUUUAAAUCUUUUUGCUUUUAUCCAUAGUCGGUUUGUUCCGGUGCUUGAUCUCCAAGGGUGACCCCAGCUGUUCCUUAUUGAAAUUUCUUUUGUUCUCAAGGAUGUACUUCCUGCUGAAUUUUCACCCAUUCUUUUUUCUUAUGUAGGGUGUGGUUAAAUUGGGCCAUGGGGUUGUUUAUUAAACGAAUGUUCCAUCUUUUUUUGUGUA